Messenger RNA from Argentina anserina (silverweed cinquefoil), 2062 nucleotides. RefSeq lists its product as uncharacterized. Lineage: Eukaryota; Viridiplantae; Streptophyta; Magnoliopsida; Rosales; Rosaceae. The record is from RefSeq and is a predicted model, not a curated record. Gene Ontology annotation, molecular function: beta-glucosidase activity. Gene Ontology annotation, biological process: glucan catabolic process.
AGAGAAGCUUGGAGGUGGGCGCAGAAUGGCUAGGGUUUCAUUACCGCUGCUAGCUGUGUUUCUGCUUUGGUGGUGGGUGGCCAUGGCGAAUGUGAAUGCGGAGUACAUCAAGUACAAAGAUCCAGACCAACCGGCCGCCGUUCGAGUCGCGGACCUUCUUUCCAGAAUGACUCUCGAAGAGAAGAUCGGUCAGAUGGUUCAGAUUGAUAGAAGUGUUGCUAAUUUUGACACCAUGAAAACUUACUUCAUUGGGAGUGUGUUGAGCGGCGGCGGCAGUGCACCUCUUCCAGAGGCCACUGCGGAGGACUGGGUUAAAAUGAUUAAUGGAUUUCAGAAGGGAGCUCUUGCUAGCCGUUUGGGAAUUCCCAUGAUUUAUGGCAUUGAUGCUGUUCAUGGACACAAUAAUGUCUACAAUGCUACAAUUUUUCCGCAUAAUGUUGGACUUGGAGCUACCAGGGAUCCUGAACUGCCGAAAAGAAUUGGUGCAGCAACUGCUCUUGAAGUCCGAGCUACAGGGAUUCCUUAUGCAUUUGCUCCAUGCAUUGCGGUCUGUAGAGAUCCACGAUGGGGUCGCUGCUAUGAAAGCUACAGCGAGGAUCACAGAAUCGUGCAAGCAAUGACAGAAAUUAUCCCGGGUCUACAGGGAGAUAUUCCUGCUAAUUCUCGGAAAGGAGUACCGUAUGUUGGCGGAAAUAAAAAGGUCGCUGCUUGUGCAAAGCAUUUUGUGGGUGAUGGUGGGACAAUCAAGGGCAUCAAUGAGAACAAUACCAUCAUCGACCGACAUGAUUUGCUUAGCAUCCACAUGCCUGCUUAUUCUGAUUCCAUUAUCAAGGGUGUGUCCACAGUGAUGAUCUCCUACUCCAGUUGGAAUGGGGAAAAGAUGCAUGCAAACCAUUAGCUAGUUACUGGCUUCCUUAAAGAAACCCUAAAGUUUACCGGUUUUGUUAUAUCAGACUGGGAGGGAAUUGACAGGAUUACCUCGCCACCACACUCAAACUACACAUACUCUGUUGAAGCUUCAAUUCUUGCUGGAAUUGACAUGGUUACUCACAUGGUUCCUGUUAACUACAAAAAGUUCAUCAAUGAUCUCACGUACCUGGUCAAGAACAAUGCUAUUCCAAUGGAUCGUAUUGACGAUGCUGUUGGAAGGAUUUUGCUUGUCAAGUUUACCAUGGGUCUUUUUGAGAACCCUUUAAGUGAUCUCAGCCUAGUGAAUGAGCUUGGAAGCCAGGCUCAUAGAGAUUUAGCAAGGGAGGCUGUCAGAAAGUCACUUGUGCUCCUGAAGAAUGGAAAAAAUGGAAACAAUCCAGUUCUACCUCUUCCUAAGUAAGUGCCCAAAAUCUUGGUUGCUGGUAGUCAUGCUGAUAAUCUGGGUUACCAGUGUGGUGGAUGGACAAUGGCUUGGCAAGGAUUCAGUGGCAACAACAAUACAAGGGGAACUACCAUCCUCAGUGCUAUCAAAUCAACAGUUGAUUCAAGCACAGAAGUCGUCUAUCUUGAGAAUCCUAAUAGUGAAUUUGUCAAGUCCAACAACUUUAAAUAUGCCAUUGUGGUUGUUGGCGAGCACCCUUAUGCAGAGACUGAUGGAGACAGCAUGAACUUAACUAUGGCGGAUCCUGGCAUCACCACUGUGUGUGGAGCUGUCAAGUGCAUUGUUAUUAUUGUUUCUGGCAGACCUGUUGUCAUUGAACCGUACGUUUCAUCAAUUGAUGCCCUGGUGGCAGCAUGGUUGCCAGGAACUGAAGGCCCAGGCAUUACUGAUGUCCUCUAUCGUGAGCAUGGAUUCAGUGGAAAGCUUCCAAGAACAUGGUUCAGAAGUGUAGAUCAACUCCCAAUGAAUAUUGGGGAUGUACACUAUGAUCCACACUAUUAUAUAUAGAUUUGUGUGGACUUAUUUUAAUUGACAGACUAUAGAAACUUCACAGACUCACAUAGAAUUAUUAAAACCAUUGAUUUCAACCAGACUUUAGGCUGAUAUCUACAGACUUUUAUUGAUUCGUGAAAUCCAGAUAAUUGAUAUUAAUCGACUCAUAGUUUCUCAGUAUUCGUAAAAAAAUUGAAU